Messenger RNA from Triticum dicoccoides, 829 nucleotides. RefSeq names its product ERAD-associated E3 ubiquitin-protein ligase component HRD3-like. NCBI's taxonomy places the organism in Eukaryota, Viridiplantae, Streptophyta, Magnoliopsida, Poales, Poaceae. The record is from RefSeq and is a predicted model, not a curated record. Gene Ontology annotation, biological process: ERAD pathway. Gene Ontology annotation, molecular function: protein binding. The transcript has 3 exons. The coding region runs from base 59 to 814 and encodes 251 amino acids.
GGGUUAUUAUAACCUUGGUGUUCUAUAUCUAAAGGGUAUUGGUGUAAAGAGGGAUGUGAUGACAGCAUGCAAUUAUUUUCUUCGUGCAGUAAAUGCUGGGCAACCAAAAGCUAUUUAUCAAGUGGCAAAGUUGUUCCAAAAAGGAAUUGGUCUUAAGAGGAACCUCCAUAUGGCAACAGUUUUGUACAAGUCUGUUGCUGAGAGGGGCCCCUGGAGCUCGAUGUCUAGGUGGGCUCUAGAAUCUUAUUUAAAAGGCGACAUAGGGAAGGCAUUGCUCUUAUAUUCUAGAAUGGCAGAUCUUGGGUACGAGGUUGCCCAAAGCAAUGCCGCCUGGAUUCUUGAUAGAUAUGGCGAUGAACAUAUUUGCAUGGGAGAAUCUGGCUUCUGUUCAGAUAUGGAAAGACAUCUCCGUGCACAUGCUUUGUGGUGGCAAGCAUCUGAGCAGGGUAAUGAGCAUGCUGCUCUGUUGAUUGGCGAUGCCUACUACUAUGGCCGGGGUGUAGGGAGGGACUAUGAGCGUGCAGCAGAGGCAUAUAUGCAUGCUCAAUCACAGUCUAAUGCCCAGGCCAUGUUUAACCUUGGGUACAUGCACGAGCACGGUCAUGGACUUCCCCUUGAUCUGCACUUGGCAAAAAGAUAUUAUGAUCAGGCUGUGGAGGUGGAUUCAGCAGCUAAGCUUCCUGUCAUGCUCGCACUAACUAGUCUAUGGAUAAGGAAAAACUAUGCUGGCAGUUUUAUGGUAAGACAUUAUUUUCUCUUUGUAUGGCUUAGUUGCAUACAAGAAAUAGGAAGUAUCUGUAUAGUUCACUUGUAGGUGUUUUCAAGUUCG